UGGAGGAGAAAAUUUUUUUCUAUAUAAGCGCAACAACCUUCCUCUGAGCCUCCAUAAUCCCUUCCUCUAAUCGCUGCUUUCAAGGGCCCCUCUCUUAAUACACUGUUUAUUUCUCUUCUCAAUCUAUUUCCUUUUCUCUCUCGAACUUUCAAAUCUCUGUAUAAAGAGAAUUGCCGCUUCUGUUUUUUCUAUUUGAUUUCUUUUAGCUGCUGUUUCGAGGAGGAAUUCAGAGGCGAAGAAAAAUGGCUAAGAAUGUGGGAAUUCUCGCUAUGGACAUCUACUUCCCUCCUUCCUAUGUUCAGCAGGAAGCACUGGAGGCUCAUGAUGGCGCUAGCAAAGGGAAAUAUACCAUUGGACUUGGACAGGAUAGCAUGGCAUUUUGUACUGAGGUGGAGGAUGUCAUCUCAAUGAGUUUGACUGUUGUUACUUCACUUCUCGAGAAGUAUAAUGUCGAUCCUAAACAAAUCGGUCGUCUGGAAGUUGGUAGUGAAACUGUGAUCGACAAGAGCAAAUCUAUUAAGACCUUCUUGAUGCAAAUUUUUGAGAAAGAAGGAAACACUGACAUUGAAGGCGUUGACUCGACUAAUGCAUGUUAUGGGGGGACUGCAGCUUUAUUCAACUGUGUCAAUUGGGUUGAGAGUAGUUCAUGGGAUGGACGCUAUGGACUUGCAGUGUGUACUGACAGUGCGGUCUAUGCAGAGGGUCCAGCCCGACCAACUGGAGGAGCUGCAGCAAUUGCCAUAUUGAUAGGUCCAGAUGCACCUAUUGCUUUCGAAAGCAAAUUUAGGGGGAGCCACAUGUCUCAUGCUUAUGAUUUUUACAAGCCUAACUUGGCUAGUGAAUAUCCAGUUGUGGAUGGCAAGCUUUCUCAAACAUGCUACCUCAUGGCUCUGGAUUCCUGCUACAAACAAUUCUGUGCCAAGUAUGAGAAAUUGGAGGGCAAACAGUUCUCUAUUUCUGAUGCUGAGUAUUUUGUAUUUCAUUCUCCUUACAAUAAGCUUGUACAGAAAAGCUUUGCUCGAUUGGUGUUCAAUGAUUUUGUGAGGAAUGCCAGCUCUAUCGAUGAGGCGGCUAAAGAAAAGUUGGCUCCAUUUUCAACAUUAUCUGGGGAUGAAAGCUACCAAAACCGAGAUCUUGAAAAGGUGUCCCAACAAGCUGCCAAGCCCCUUUACGAUGCAAAGGUGCAACCUACCACUUUGGUACCAAAGCAAGUUGGCAAUAUGUACACUGCAUCUCUGUAUGCAGCAUUUGCAUCUCUCCUUCACAAUAAACACCCUGAAUUGGGAGGCAAGCGGGUGAUACUAUUCUCGUAUGGGAGUGGUUUGACAGCCACAAUGUUCUCAUUGAGACUACAUGAAGGCCAACAUCCCUUUAGCUUGUCAAACAUUGCAGCUGUGAUGAAUGUUGCAGGAAAGUUGAAGACAAGACAUGAGUUCACCCCUGAGAAGUUUGUAGAUAUCCUGAAGCUAAUGGAGCACCGAUAUGGGGCUAAAGACUUUGUGACAAGUAAGGAUUGCAGCAUCUUGGCGCCGGGAACAUACUAUCUCACAGAAGUUGACGCCAUGUACCGAAGAUUCUAUGCCCAGAAGGCUGUUGGCAAUGCAGUUGAAAAUGGCUCACUUGCUAAUGGUCAUUGAUGGCAAAUGGAAGUAUAAUAACACGCCAGUCGCCAGGAAAUCAGCUCGUAUGUUUUUAGAUAUUCAAUCCUAAGUCAUUUGUGUUUCCUUGAAGUUAGUGUUCUAAAGCAAAUAGUUUGUUCAGCAGCAAGUGUUCCUAGUGUAUUUUUUUCCCUUUAUAAAAUUCCUCCUCAUGUUUCUUUA
This is a messenger RNA of Manihot esculenta (cassava), 1820 nucleotides long. RefSeq names its product hydroxymethylglutaryl-CoA synthase. The record is from RefSeq and is a predicted model, not a curated record. The transcript is spliced from 12 exons. Gene Ontology annotation, biological process: acetyl-CoA metabolic process. Bases 243 to 1637 code for a protein of 464 amino acids. Gene Ontology annotation, molecular function: hydroxymethylglutaryl-CoA synthase activity. NCBI's taxonomy places the organism in Eukaryota, Viridiplantae, Streptophyta, Magnoliopsida, Malpighiales, Euphorbiaceae.